Molecule: messenger RNA, 570 nt
Organism: Homalodisca vitripennis (glassy-winged sharpshooter)
Lineage: Eukaryota; Metazoa; Arthropoda; Insecta; Hemiptera; Cicadellidae
Product: octapeptide-repeat protein T2-like
Exons: 1
Coding region: 1-570 (189 amino acids)
Source: RefSeq, a predicted model, not a curated record
AUGAGAAGGGAGGAGGGGAAAGAGGAGGAAAAGGAAGGGGGAAGGGAAAGGGGGAGAGAGGGAAGAAAGGGGGGAGGUGGGAAAGGAAAGGGAAGGGCGGAAGAGGAAGGAAAAAGGAGAAGAGACAAGGGGGGGAGGGAAGGAAGGCGGGAAGAUAGGAGGGAGGAAGCGGAGGAAGGGAGGGAGAAAGAGGGAACGAAGGAGAAGGAGGGGGGAGAAGGGGAGCAAGGAAGGGAGGGGGAAAGAGGGAGGGAGGGAAGAGGGAAAAAGAGGGGGGAAAAAAGGAAAAUACGAAGGGAAUGGAGGGAGGGAGGGGAGAACGGAAGAGAAAGAGGAGGAGGAAAAGGGACGGGAGGAAAAGUGGGGGGAAGGGGGGGAGAGAGGGAAAGGAGAGGGGGAAGGGAAACAGAAAAGAGAGGAAGGAGAAGAGAGAGAAAGGGAGAAAGGAAAGGAAAGGGUAGAGGGGGAGAGGGAGAAAGGGAUGGAAGAAGGGGGAGGGAAGACAGGAGAGAGGGGACGGGAGGGAGGGGAAAGAGAAAGGGGAGGGAGGGGAGAAAACGAAGAAUAUAG